Sabethes cyaneus is the source of this 3855-nucleotide messenger RNA. It is a transcript of the gene l(3)80Fg, whose product is annotated as dnaJ homolog subfamily C member 16. The coding region runs from base 164 to 2683 and encodes 839 amino acids. The record is from RefSeq and is a predicted model, not a curated record. The transcript has 6 exons. Lineage: Eukaryota; Metazoa; Arthropoda; Insecta; Diptera; Culicidae.
GUGAAAUUUUUUCUCCCGAUCUAAAAUCGCGAAAAAAGUAGUUAAAACACUGGUUAAAAAUCUGAACCACUAUUCCCGACCAUCGAACUGAAUUUGAAUGCUGCUUCUGUAGUGCAAGUGAGGCGAAAAACCGCGGUCAGACGGAAAGCAGUGCUCGUGCAAGAUGCGAUUGAUUCCGAUGGUGGUCAAAUUUUGCCCUGAAAGGAAGGGAUAUGUCAAUAAGAGCAAAAACAGCAGCAGCUGCAGUAGCAGUCGCAGCCGUGCGAAUAACUACUGGCUGUUGACUGCCGUUUGUUCGUUGUUGCUUGUACUGUUGGCCGGACAGGUAGCGGCAGCUGCCGGAACCGAUCCGUACAAAAUCCUGGGAGUGCAAAAGCACGCCAAUCUACAGGACAUCCGUCGAGCUUAUAAACAACUGGCCAAAGAAUGGCAUCCGGAUAAAUCGGAUCAUCCGGAGGCGGAAACUAAGUUUGUAGAGAUAAAGCAGGCCUACGAGCUGCUGUCGGAUGCUGAACGACGGAAGGCGUACGAUCUGCAUGGGAUCACCAACGAGGAUGCCUAUCUGUACAAGGAACGGCCGGAUUACAGCAGCUAUGGACGCUUCCCGGAUCCGUUCGAGCAGUUUUUUGGUCACAAUUUUAACUUCCACGAUCAGGACAUCAGCUUGUUCCACAAACUGUCCAUCACUUCGAAAUAUUACGAGACGAACAUCGUUCCGAAGAGUCACCACACUCCGCAGAUUCUGAUGUUCUAUUCGGAUUGGUGUUUUUCCUGCAUGAAAGCGGCAAAUUCGUUUAAGAAGAUGAUCGAUACGCUGGAACCGUAUGGGGUGACGUUUGCCACUAUAAAUGCGGGUCAUGAGAAUCAACUCGUACGGAAGGUUGGCGUUCAUUCGCUUCCCUGCGUGAUUAUGGUACUGGAUGGACACAAUUAUGUGUAUAAGGAGAGCGUUUACAAUACCCAGCGGGUAGUGGAAUUUAUCAGACAAAAGUUGCCUUACAAAUUGCUGCCCGUAGUCGACGACAGUUCGAUCGAUUCGUUCCUCCAGGGUUGGGCGGACAAUCGAGUGCGUGCGCUAGUGAUAGAGCCUCGCAUGCAGCCACGUUUACGCUAUCUUAUCACGGCUUUCCACUUCCGGGAACGGGUAGCGUUCGGUUUCGUUCAGCUGACGUCCGAAAAGAGCAAGCAAAUACAGGAACGUUUUAAGUUGCAUCCUUCACUGGAUUCGUUGCUUAUCUUCAACGAGGAUGCCAGCCGACCGGUGGCUUCGAUUUCGAUGUCAGACAUACCGACAUCGACCCUGACCAACAUCAUCUCCGUUAACAAGUUCUUAGCACUGCCGCGUUUAUCUUCGCAAUCGAUGUUGGAAGGGGUCUGUCCGGCGGAGUGGAAUCGACCGCGCAAGCGGUUGUGCGUGGUUUUGGUGACCGAGAAUACGGCCAUGCACGAUGAGGCUCGUAACGCUAUGAGAAGAAUUGCGUUGGAGUCCGGUUACAGUCCGGAUCGGGUGCGGUUUGCUUACAUUUAUCAGGAAAAGCAAACCGAAUUCAUUGAUGCUCUGGCGGAACACGGUAAGGUGGAGGAAACUAUGCUGAAAGUGGUAAUCAUUUGGCGGCGCGAUACCAAACACAUCAAGUACGAGUGGGUACACGAGGCUACCCUGCAGCAGUCGACGGAUAAAAGCGGCGUGGAGAACGAAACGCACGAGUUGAUCUACAACAACACCAAGCAGAAGCUGGACGGAGCGAUUCAGCGUUUGCUGCGGUCGACGGAAGCGUUGAGCUACGAGGCGGAGGUGAAGGACCUGCUGGACGAGCAUGCCCAAGGACUGGUCAUUCGCAUCCUGAACAAGGUCCUGCUGGCGUUCGAGUACAUGACGGAAAACCUAGGCCAGGAGCACAUUUUGCCGGCACUAUCCGUUAUGGGAACGGUUGCUUUCAUACUGGCCGCCGGCUAUCUGAUGUCCUAUCUGGUACGCAUUGAAGAGGAAAACAUCCAGAAGAAGCAAAGCAAGAGUGCAGAUGGGAAAAAUGGUAAAACCACCAACUACGUUCCGGAGCUGCGCCUGCACGAGCUGCGGGCGGAAAAGUACAACGGAUUGGUACGGUUGCUGAAGCCCGGUUGUCGCACCAUCGUCCUGCUGACGGAUAUGCAGUCGCGCAACAAGCUGAUUCCGGCUUUUCACAAAGCCGUAUGGCCCUACCGGAAUCUCGGUUCCGAUUCUUCCGAUUCCGAUUCUUCCAGGAACAAAACACUAAUGUUCGCCCAUAUGUUGAUCGAAAAGGGAAUCGGCUGGUAUGCCGAACUGUUGCGCCUCUCGCUGUCCGAAUCGCGCGAGAUGAAAAUCAACCCACGCAACUGCAUCGGCACGGUGAUUGCACUCAACGGGCACCGGAAGUAUUUCUGCAUGUACCACGCUAAACAUCCGGAGUCCAAUCGGGGCGCGAAGCGCAUGAUGAAGAUGACCCGACAGCUGAGUACCCUGCCAUCCGACCCGGAAGCCGGUGCCUUCCUGGGGCUGGAUAGUUCCGACUCGGAAGCGAGCACAUCGGACAUAUCGGAGCCAAAGAUUUUGCUGGAGGAGAACCUCCUGGACGGUUUGCCCAACUGGUUGGACCGGCUGUUUGAGGGUACCACCCAUCGGUACUGUAUCAACUAUUGGCCGGACUUCACUUCGAAGUAAACUUUCCACAACAACAGACAGUUUUUGACAGAACCUUUGUGAAGUGAUUGCAGUUAUUAGUUUGAUGAAGCCAAAGAAGAGAGGUCCGAAGAUGCAGUCGAAGGGUCGACAAGUUUUGUAUUGUUCUGAGAUUUGCCGAAAGACACGAGCAGCGCAGCAUGCAGUUUGCUCGAUAAAUUUUCCUCGUUUUAUCUGUUUUCUAUUUUCUAAUGACACUUUUUACAGUUUAAAUCUAGUAAUAUAUCUGUUAUCAGGGUAAGUAAUUUAUUUGAUCGACUUCAGAUUAAUAAUUGUUGAAUUUACAGCUAAUUUCGCUAACAAGCAAAGUCAGUCAGUCAGUCAGUCAGUCAGUCGGUAGUGGAGAUAACUGAUCUAGUCAAAUUUAACCUAUAGAAAUACUGGCAGAAGGGGGAAACAAUGUUAAUGUUUCCCAAAAAAUAGGAAUAUUCAUCUUGAUUACCUAUAAUAUAGUAAAAUAGUUUGAGUCUAGAAUAUAAGCAAGCUAGAAUAUCCGAGUAUAAAACAAAAUUAGAACCAAUUUCCUAUGAACUUUCGUUUCACGAAACAGAUAGCUUUCACGGGGUAAAAAAAAAGAAAUGAAACGUUUUCCCUUCGCGCCUGUCACGCCACGCGAGAAGUCACAAUAAACGAUAGAAGAAAAAAGAAGUAUGAAGACAGACAAAAAUCGAAGACUGCACUUGACUGCAUUUCCGGUAGUUCCAUCUAGCGAAAGUUUCACUCCGAUCUAAUGUAAUGUAGCUGCCAAUAUCUGUCCGGGCACAUGAAGGAGCCAGAAGGGAAAACUGCGGAACUCAACCAAUCACCAAACAGAACGGUGUGAAUGAAUUAGUAUUAAACUAAACAGGAGAUGCCCCAUAGCCGCUCGGGAUGCUUGUUUACGACGCGUAUGAAAUUUUUAAAACUAAUCGAACUUUUGAAAUCCAGGAAACUACUAUGUAACUAGGCUAGGCUCGAGCAGCGUUUGAUUUGCGUAUACGCCACGAACGAAUAGUGCUAGAUAAAGAUCACUACACACUAGAAAAGGGUUGCCCCGACGGAAGGCUUCGAUAAGCUCGCCGAGAAGCUCUGUUAGGUAAACGCGAACAACAUUUAAAAUAAAGAAAAAACCUUCACACAACACACAAACACUUUCCGGUGACAAUUUGGGUAAC